Molecule: messenger RNA, 7229 nt
Organism: Manis javanica (Malayan pangolin)
Lineage: Eukaryota; Metazoa; Chordata; Mammalia; Pholidota; Manidae
Source: RefSeq, a predicted model, not a curated record
GGGUUGGCCUGGAUGGGGCAGUGAGGAGGCCUGACCUGGACCCACACAGCCCCUGGGGUCAUCCAGUGAGCUGGGCAGAGCAGGGUCCCACCCCCUUCCAGUGUCCGCCCCAGAAUGCCCCACAGCAGCCUCCUCACAGCCCCUCCUGUGCAGAGCAGGCGAGCUCUGGGGCCUUCCUCCUUCCUCCUCUGACAGCCAGAGCUUGGGGCGCUGGGAGGCAGAGGCCGCCUUGCUGUGAGGCAUGCGGCUGGCACUGCACCUACCCAGCACCCUGGACAGCGCCUCACGCUGGGCCCCGGGAUGGCGGCCUCAGGCCUCCAUUUGGCUUCUCUGGGGUGGCCUCUGCUCUGACUUCUUUCCCUCCUCUCUCACCUCACCCUCUAAUGGCAGCCCCCCACCCAGUUCCCUCCAUUCAGCACAGAGUCACUCUUGUCUGACUCCCGGAGCCAGGUGAGGACACACGGAAAGAGGCAAGGGGGGCUACCGCUGCCAGCCUGGGCUUUUCCCCAUCGCUCACCCAGGGAGCAGGUUUGCGGGGAUCCUGGGCCCAUCCCUGGACCCUCCCGACCUGGGCCUUCCUCAGAGGGCUUUGGUGAAUUCUGCAGGGCACAACGGAAACAUGUAAGAGGUCUAGCAGAGCCCCAGGAGCAGCCAGCACGAGGAAGCAGCGACUGCCAUGGAUGAGGACCAGCUUCCAUCUCUACUGCCUAGGGAAGGCGGUGCUGCCUGGGACCCCAGCCCGGAGCCUGAGGAGGGGCCCGAGAUCCAGAAUGGAAUGGAUGCCAGUGAAAACCUGAGUAGCAGCCGCAAUAGCCCAGGGCAUGAGAUAAGGGACACCCUGGUGGACGCCGAGGAGCCCAUGAAGGGCCCGGACGUGGUCCUCCAUGGCCUCAGCCUUGGCCUCUCCCUCACCAAUGGCCUGGUCCUGGGGCCAGACUCGAACAUUCUGGAAGAUUCUACAGAGUCCAGGCCCUGGAGGGCUGUUGGGCUGGCAGAGGGGGACAGUGUCUCCAAGAGUCUCUGUCCAGACACUGAGGACUCUCAGCUGGGUCUGGGCAGCCCAGGAGAGCCGGACGUGCCUGAUGGUUUCAGUGCCACGUUCGAGAAGAUUGUGGAGUCGGAGCUGCUGCGAGGCACCCAGUACAGCAGCCUCGACUCCCUAGAUGUGCUGAGCCUCACGGAUGAGAGUGACAGCUGCGUCAGCUUCGAGGCCCCCCUGACACCCCUCAUCCAGCAGCGGGCCCGUGAUAGCCCUGAGCCAGGAGCUGCCUUGGGCAUCGGGGACGGGGGGCCUGACGGGAGCCUGGGAGCGGCCGGUGGCGAUGGGGAGCUGGGCAGCCCCCUGCGGCGCUCCAUCUCCAGCAGCCGCUCUGAGAACGUCCUGAGCCGCCUGUCUCUCACGGCCGUGCCCAAUGGCUUCCACGAAGAUGGCCCUGGAGGUCCAGGCGGGGAGGAGGAGGAGGAGGAGGAGGAGGAGGAGGAGGAGGACACGGACAAGUUGCUGAACUCAGCCAGUGACCCUAGCCUGAAGGAUGGCCUGUCGGAUUCAGACUCAGAGCUGAGCAGCUCGGAGGGGCUGGAGCCUGGCAGCACAGACCUGCUGGCCAAUGGGUGCCAGGGGGUCAGUGAAGCUGCUCGCCGGCUGGCACGCCGCCUCUAUCACCUUGAGGGCUUCCAGCGCUGUGACGUCGCCAGGCAGUUGGGCAAGAACAAUGAGUUCUGCAGGCUGGUGGCCGGGGAGUACCUCAGCUUCUUCGACUUCUCGGGCCUGACCCUGGACCGAGCGCUCAGAACCUUCCUCAAGGCCUUUCCGCUGAUGGGGGAGACGCAGGAGCGGGAGCGGGUCCUUACCCACUUCUCCCACCGGUACUGCCAGUGCAACCCUGACGACAGCACUUCGGAAGAUGGGAUCCACACGCUCACCUGUGCCCUGAUGCUGCUCAACACAGACCUGCACGGACAUGUGAACAUUGGCAAGAAGAUGUCCUGCCAGCAAUUCAUUGCCAACUUGGACCAGCUGAAUGAUGGCCAAGACUUUGCUAAAGACCUGCUGAAGACCCUUUAUAACUCCAUCAAGAAUGAGAAGCUGGAAUGGGCCAUCGAUGAGGACGAGCUGAGGAAAUCGCUGUCUGAGCUGGUGGAUGACAAGUUUGGCACAGGCACAAAGAAGGUGACACGGAUCCUGGAUGGCGGCAACCCCUUCCUGGACGUCCCGCAGGCUCUCAGCGCCACCACCUACAAGCACGGCGUGCUGACCAGGAAGACUCACGCCGGCACGGAUGGCAAGAGGACGCCCCGAGGGAGGCGUGGCUGGAAGAAAUUCUACGCGGUGCUCAAAGGGACCAUCCUGUACCUGCAGAAGGACGAAUACAGGCCUGACAAAGCUCUGUCUGAGAGUGACUUGAAGAACGCCAUCCGUGUGCACCAUGCUCUGGCCACCAGGGCCUCCGACUACAGCAAGAAGCCCAAUGUGCUCAAGCUGAAGACAGCUGACUGGAGGGUCUUCCUCUUCCAGGCUCCGAGCAAGGAGGAAAUGCUGUCCUGGAUCCUUAGGAUCAACCUGGUGGCAGCCACCUUCUCAGCCCCCGCCUUCCCGGCUGCUGUCAGCUCCAUGAAGAAGUUCUGCCGGCCCUUGCUGCCCUCCUGCACCACUCGCCUCUGUCAGGAGGAGCAGCUGCGUUCUCACGAGAGUAAGUUGAGGCAGGCGACUGCAGAGCUGGCUGAGCACCGGUGCCACCCAGCUGAGAGGGGCGUCAAGUCCAAGGAGGCGGAGGAGGACCGGCUGAAGGAGCAUUAUCUCACCUUUGAGAAAAGCCGUUAUGAGACCUAUAUCCACCUCCUGGCUAUGAAAAUCAAAGUGGGCUCAGAUGACCUCGAGCAGAUUGAGGCCCGGCUGGCCACCCUGGAAGGGGACGACCCUUCUCUCCGAAAGACACACUCAAGCCCUGCCCUCAGCCAGGGCCACGGGACUAUGACUGGCAGCAAAGCCACAAAGGAUACCACUGGGCCUGAUACUUAGCUGGCAUGGAUAGGCAGGCCCCAGAGGCAGGCAAACGUCCCCAGAGGGGUCAGCGAGCACAAUCCCAGCCAGGGGUCACGUGGACCAGCUCCAGGCAGUUGAUGGGCAGUCAGAGGGGUUUGGAGAGCCCCAUGGGCCUAGCAGACACACUGUUCAUGGCAUUGACUGUCUUGUGUCCUAGGGCUUCUCAGGGCCUCAGACCCUCUCCAGCCCUCACGUCCCUCUCCACCAUGGAGCCUCAUUUUCUAGGCCAGCUGUGCAUACUCUAGACACCAUCUCACUGGAGAAGCAGGAAGGGUGCAGGCUUCCCAGGCCGCCUUUUCUUGCAAGUUCCCCUCAUCUCCCUUGCUUGAGGGCAGGUCUUGACUCCAAGGUCUUGGACCUCCCACCCUUUAUCUUCCUUGUUCCUCGGAGUUGACCAGCAGCAGGUCUGCAGACCACCAGCACCAUCCUCUCCUCCCUCCACUAGCAGCAUCUGGAACUAUGCCCUGUUCUCCUGCCUCCCAUUGCAAUAAUCCAGGACCAGGGCCUGCUCCCUCAGUGCCACGCUGUCUGCACUCACAUGUGCAUCCACCUCACCUUCCAUCCAUUGAGGCCACUACUGCUUUCUUUUAUAUGGACAUAAAUGUAUAUAUAUAAGAAUUAUAUAUAUGUAUAUAUAUAUAAGGAACCCCUUUAAAGAUGGUUUUGGAACUGAUAUCAGAGGAUGAAAUAAGAUGAAGGAAGAGGCUAUUUCAGAACUCCGUCUGUUAGCGAGAAGGGCUGCUCUCUGGGCUUCUGGUGGCCCUGACAUUCUGGAAGGGAAGGUGGAGCUAGUGUUGACCUUUCACCCUGUUUCUACUCUUCCGGCUGACCUGUGACUAUACUGCUCUUACAGUGAUGCUUUGGAGUAAAUCGUGUAUGUGUGCCAUCCCCUCUGUCCCACAGACAUCCUGGGCUGCAAGUGGAUGGGGCUAUGGUCCUAUUUAUAUUUUGGUCCUUAUGUUGGUGCUGCCAGGUCUCUGAGCUUCAGAGGUGCCUCUUGUACAGAUCUGCUAUAGGAAUAGAAGACAUUCUGCCUUGCAAAUAGCCACUUGUCAACAAGCCCAAAGAUGUUUGGUGGGGGAAGGGUAUGGAAGCCAUUCAUUCUUGGUCUUGGGAAUAGGUGGGAUGACAAGUUGCUGAUUGUUCUGCAGGUUGUUUUUUUUUUUUCCCCACUCUUCUUGUGACUCAGAAACACGAGCUAAGGACAUGUUUGAGAAUAGAGAAAUUUGUUACGUGAUGAUCACAGACUAGCAUCUUUUAAUCCCUGCAUUCUUCAGACUGGCAAGUGGUGGGGGUGAUGACACCCUCAAUGCAGCUAUGAUGAGCAAAUCCUUUCUAUUUUUUAAAUAGAUUAUUGUAGUUUGGCCAGCAAUUUGACCUCAGUGGUAACACAUUUAGUUAAUAAGUCAACCUUGCAAUUAAGUAUGCAACAUUUACAAGUACACUUGCAUUUGAUGCAAGGGAUAUGUGAGCUUGCAGAAAAAUGUAGUGAUUUAAAUCCAGAUUCUUUAAGUUGGGUUAGCUGAAGUGUAUUUUAUAACCAAACCAUCUGGCCUCUUUGUUUUGCAGAGGGGAAGUAAAUGUUCAUUUAAAUGAAAUUGAAAGAGCAAUGUGGCAACAUAAAAGAGCUCUCUGUACUUUCUCCACUGCCUCAAAGUGGAGAAAGUUUAGGGCCAGCUUCCCACCCUCUACCUCUUGAGGGUGGGUGAGUGAAAGCAGAGGAGCAAACUCCACCUGCUGCAAACAGACGUGCUUCCCUGAACACUCCUUGUGUCUCCCAUCAGUAAAAAAAUUUUUAGUUCACUUUCUUAAUUGUAUAAUUAUUUAUUGUAAAUUAUAUACAUGUACUACUGUACUAAAAUAUUAUGUACAUUAUAAAACAUACACAAAAAUAGAAAUUUAAAAAGAUGAGAUGAAAAUAAACCUAAAUCAAAGUUCUAAUAUUUUUUUCCUGCAUUCUAAUGGACUAUCAUGUUUUCCCCACUUGUUCCUAAUAUGCCCGUUUACCAGGACCGUUCAGACCUAGGGGCUGGUAGACUACAGGUGGGAUGCAGUAAGUGGUUUGUGCCACCCGGUGGUCCAGGGAAGUGGCCUCGGGCUCAAGGAUUCCUGGGCUGACCCUUGGUGACAGUCUCGGGCCUUCAUGCUCAUUCAAUGAAGGUCAGCAGCACUGUGCAGGGUGCAGGGGAUCCUGGGGUGAGAAAAGGGUUGACCAGCAACCUGUCCACAUGUGGCUCACAGUCUGGUGCAGAUGGGGACAGGAAGUCCCCAUGAUCACCUGGGACUCUGGGAGGGCUGGGGAGAUAAGCCAGAAGCGACCUGACAGAGAGAAGAAGGAUUUGGAAGACUGGAGGAGAAGACUGUGACUCAGGAAGCUGCUGGAAGCCGCUGAGAGCUCCUGGGGGACAGGGUGGUGGUAGGGAAGUCACUUAACAGGGCUGUACCUCUUCCUCACAGAUGCCCCUAAGGCAGGAACUUGAGAGGCAGAGUGAAGGCCUUUCUGGCCACACUUGCUGGUCAUGAAAAGGUGAAUAGGUUCACCAGGAGGUCAUUCAGAAUUAUUUGGGGUCACAUAGAGGUCAAGGGGUUCAUUUGGAAUCAUGGAAGUGGUUUCUGACUGAAAAUUCAGAAGGCAACAGCAACUCAAGACCCUCAGAGGGUCAAAUCAGACACCAAGCGGUCAUCCAGAAUUAUUUGGGGUCACAGAGAGGAGUUACUGGCUCUCAGAACAUUUUAGAGCCAACAGCAAACCCUGAGCCAGUAGAGGGCUCUGGACGAGAUUAUCAGGCAGGGCUGGGAGAGGUCAGUAAUUUUCAGGUUUAUGUAGUAUUUAGUUAAUUAUUUUCCAUUGUUUCUUUGUAACAGGUCGUUUUGUCCAGCACCCCCACAAUGAAUAUGAUGACUUCUUUCUUUUCUCCACUUCCCUUUCAUCCAGUUUUGGCCACUCUGUGUGAUUCCAGAAUGCAAAGCACAGGAUACUGUCAUCAUCAUAGUCAAAUUAGACAUUACUAGGCACCCAUUAUGUGCCGAAGCAAUGCCAGGUGCUUUAUAGAUAUCAUGCCCACAGCAACCCUUUGAGGUAGGAUUUAGCAUCACCAUUUUGCAGUUGAAGAAACUGUAGCCUAGAGAAAUCACAUAGCUAAGUGAGGGGCAAAGCUGGAAUUUGAAUUCAGGUCCUGUUGAUUCCUCAGCCCUCUCAACCAGCCCUAAACCUCUCUGUCCCUCCUGCCUGUAGGUCUCUGAACUGGCCGUGCACAUCCUGGGAGCGUUUGUGCACAUAUAUCUUAGCCACCUGAGCUCUUCUGCUAGACGACUCCCCUCACGUCUGGCUGGGACCUAAUGAUUCCUGGCGCUGGGCACUGGUUUGAUAAAUUAAUCAGUGAAGGGAAUGGUUUCUUAACCCUGGACUUCCAUCCGCUUUCUUGAUGCCUGAAAUCCUGUACUCUUCAUCAGGAACUGCAGGCUUAGACAGGCCCUGGCUCUGAGGGGGUAUGAAAUUGGGAAAAGUGCAGCACCCCAUGGGCUUACAAGCUGCAGCAGCUGUGGUCCUCCUGGCAGCCACAGGUACCCAUUAUGCCAUCCUACAUGUCCAGACUUUGCCUUUGACAUGUUUGAGGCUCCAAGGGUCAUCUUGCCUCAGCUGCCCUGGUGCCAACACCACAGCCCUUCCCUCUUCACCCACCUAGGCCUGGAAACUGUUGCCUCAGUCUGCCCUGCAGCUCAGGGCAGGAACUGGGCCAGGCUUUUGAGGCUGAGCUGGAAGCAGAGUAAUUUGCCUGAGCCCCUUGGCCACAUACCUCUGCAGCAAGGGGAGACACCUGGUGGAUGUUGGAAGGGGAGAGAGGGCUGGGGCCGUCCUAGGAACUGAACCGUGAAGAUUGGAGGGUCUCUUCCUCCCAGGAGCUGUCCUGGCCACCUCCAACCUCCACACCGACAUCCAUCCAUCACCACCCCAGGUCCUCAUUCUCUCUCUUCCCUCCUGAUCUGGGGACUAGGCACACACAGUCAAACAUGCAUUAUUUCUGAUUUUAUUUAUAAUAUAAAAAUGUUCAAGUGUCAACAGUCAGGUGUUUGGACAUUUCAGGGCAGGGUACCCAUUUGUUUGUGAUUUCUUUUAAACAAUCACCUUUUUGACAAAUUAGCAGUGGACCCAGUUUUUGGGGCUGGGGAGGACAGGGCUGCAGAG